AAGAGUAGUUGCGUAACUAAUCAAGCUACCAAAGUACAUGGUAUAUUUUGCGACAGCUUGUUUGGAAAACUAUUGAUCAAUAACAUAAAAUGACCCAUCUGGAAAAAUGCAAACAUAUUGAAAUAUUUACCAAGGUUCGAUGGAAAGUAUAAAUGCAGAUGAUUUUUAACAAUAUUUCUGUAUUUUAGUUGAACACCGCAUUUUCUCGGGCACAUUCUGCCUUUAAGAACUGUAUUCGGUACUGAUUGACAGGGGCUCGUUGUGUUGCCGGCAACCAAUAGGUACGCACCCUCCGCGGGAGAUCCAUUGCCCCUCCCCAUUGGAGACCGAAAGACUUCCCAUUGAGCUUGCAGAGGACAGCUCCGACUGAAACGGCCUUUGUAAAUUUUGCACGAAGACGCAUCGCUCAGAAGAUUUUAUUGCGAGACACCCACGAAACAUUUUGGCCGAAUAAUAAAGAAUAAUCUGCCGCAACAACAAUGGCGAAUUCGCAGAGCAGCAACGCCUUGAUGCGUCUGAUGCUGAAUUUUAUUUUCAUUGUUUGCCUAUCGAACCAGGGGUUGGGUCUAAUUCGGUAUUCUGUUCCGGAGGAACUGGACUAUGGUUCUUCUGUUGGGAAUAUUGCCGAAAAUUUAGGACUCAGCGUUGAAGAUUUAUCAGCUCGAAAAUGCCAUCUGGCAUCUGCUGACGGAAGACGGUAUUUGGAGAUAAAUAUACAGACGGGCGUUCUAUUUGUCAGGGACCGAAUAGACAGAGAGGAACGUUGUGAACAAAGCCCUUCCUGUACGCUUGCCUUCCAGUUAAUAUUAGAAAACCCUCUCGAAAUGUACCGGGGUGAGGUGGAGAUUGUCGAUAUAAAUGAUAAUUCGCCUUCUUUCCCAGAGAACGCUAUUCUCUUGCAAAUGGCCGAAUCUAUUGCACCGGGCUCUCGUUUCCCACUAGAGAGCGCACUCGAUCCAGACGUGGGGAUAAAUACGGUCAAUGAGUAUAUUAUCAGUCCCAAUGAGCACUUUGGUUUGAAGGUGCAUGCCAGAAAGGAUACAGUCACAGCAGAGUUAUUGUUGGAGAAAUCUUUGGACCGCGAACAUCAAGCAUCUUUCCAGCUUCUAUUGACGGCCGUCGAUGGCGGCAGCCCUCCGAGAUCCGGGACAACUCAAAUCAACAUCAGUGUAUUAGACAGCAAUGAUAAUGCACCGGUGUUUGAGAAGGAAAUAUACACGGCAAGAUUGGAAGAAAAUGUACCCGUGGGAACCUUGGUGAGCAAAAUCAAAGCUGUCGAUCUGGACCAAGGUACUAACGCCGAGUUAAAAUAUUCCUUCCUUAAUAUUGUCCCACGGAGGGUGCGUGAGUUAUUCAGUUUAGGUCCAGAAACUGGAGAGAUCAAAGUUCAAGGACAGCUGGAUUUUGAAGAGACCAAUAGCUAUGAACUUGACGUCCAAGUGGUAGAUAAUGGCUCGCCGGCAAUUACAGGACAUUCCAAAUUGCUGAUUGAAUUGAUUGAUGUAAAUGACAAUGCCCCGGAGAUAAAGGUCACCUCCCUGUCUGGGCAGGUCUCCGAGGAUACUGCGCCCGGGACGGUGGUGACUUUGAUGGACAUUACUGAUCGAGAUUCUGGAGAAAACGGACAAGUUAACUGUCAUAUUACAUUGGGCGUUCCCUUUAAAAUUCAAUCCUCUCAUACCAACCAUUAUAAAGUCACCACCAGUCGUGCUUUAGAUCGGGAAAUCACCUCACUAUAUAACGUGCAUAUCAUAGCCUGGGACUCUGGGUCUCCCCCGUUGUCAACAAAUAAAACUAUCCAGAUAUCGGUUUCUGAUGUGAAUGACAACGCGCCACAAUUUUCCCAAUCCUCUUACACAUUAUAUGUGAUGGAGAACAACGCUCCGGGUGCUUCUAUUUUCACACCCACUGCGUUUGAUCCAGAUUUGGACCAGAACUCCUACAUUUCCUAUUCCUUCAGAGGCAAUCUUCAGGAUUCUCUGGAGCCCACUCACCUCCGUAUCGACUCGAUGAAUGGCACCAUUUACGCACUGCGCUCCUUUGAUUACGAGAAGCUCAAAACCUUCCAGAUUCAAGUUCAGGCCCGUGACGCCGGAGCACCUCCACUGAGUAGCAGCGCCGCGGUGAAUGUGAUCAUCCUGGAUCAAAACGACAACACUCCGGUAAUUGUUUCACCUUCAGAACAGAAUGGAUCACCAGCCGUACAGAUCGUGCCCCAGUCAGCGGGCCAGGGGUACUUGGUCACCAAGAUAAUGGCAACCGACGCAGAUUCUGGUCAGAACGCACGACUCUCUUUCCGGGUACUUCAAGCAGCCGAUCCCACUCUAUUCAGCGUGGGGCGGAAUUCAGGCGAAAUCAGAACAACGAGAAGCAUUUUGGACCAUGAUGAUACCUCUCAAAGUCUGGUCAUUUUGGUGAGUGAUAAUGGACAACCGAGCCUGUCAAGUACAGCUACAAUCCGCAUGUCGAUUUUGGGCAACGUUAGUGAGAAAAUAUCAGAAGACAUGGAGUUGCACAGUGAUUCUGGACAUACCUCCGAUAUAAAUCUUUAUUUAAUUCUCACCUUCGGAUCAACUUCGGUUUUGUUCCUUUUGACCAUCGUCUUCUUGGUUGUAUUGAAGUGUAAACAAGAUAUGGGCAUUGUUCAAACUGACGGGUGCACAGUUUGUUGUUGCAAGCCAAGGAAUUCGAAGGAAGCCUUACCUCGGGGUUCUACGCAGCGAGAUCAUUUGAACUGUAGUGCAGCGGAUCAAACUCUACCCUUCCCCGAGAGGUACCAUUACUCGGUUUGUUUGUCACCGGAAUCAUCCCAGAGCGAAUUUCUUUUCUUGAAACCCUACAGUGGAGCCGUCACUAAAGGCACCUGUUAAAGAAGAAGAUUAUGGUGACUCCAAGGAUGGUAUUUAUUCCUGUUUAUAUCAUGCUACGAGUUAGCAACUUGCGUUCGAAAAUAUUUUACCCGACAACCAUCUCAAAUCGUUUAAUCCUACCCAACAUAUAUGUGAUUUUGACACUAACGUUGUAAUGAAAAUGAAACAGCCAGUAUAUGAGUGUAACGUUCUACCCGUCUGUAAUUUAUGAUCACCUUGCCCUAGCACUCACCAAUGCAGACUGUUUCCUCCCAUUUGGUUGAUGUGUUUGUUAGAUUGCUAAAUCAGAAUAGUCAAUAUAUGAGGUGGCCAGUGUUCACACCUGAAGCUAUAAAAAAUAACGAGAAAAAAUUAUUCUAUGGUUCUGAAGAAAGUCACUUUAAAAUUUGAUAAGGGGACGUGCCAUGCAUUGGAGUUAUUUUGCCAUUUCCAUUUUAUUAAACAACAGUUUAAAACAUAAUAGAGUACAAAAGAGUAAUGCAUAAAAUGUAGCCUACAACAUUAGAUAGGUGAGAAGUUAUUUCGCCAACUACUUGUAUGUAUCGUAUUAUGUUGGCUGUAAUUAAUGUUUUGGGUCGUGUACCCUUUCAGACCAGGAGAUUUGUUCCAAUCGGGCUAUGUCUAUGUUCAUGCAUCACACAAUACUCCUCCUUGUCAUAGAUUUUUCCUCGCCCUAUCAGCAUAUUUUAUAUUUCCCUCUUGUGCUUGUCAAAUUUCCAAUUAUAUAUAUUAGUACAAAUAAUCUCCGUUACCAGUUGUGAUCGUUAGCACAGCAGUUCGGUGAAAUGGUUUCUCUUUAGUUAAUUGAUGAGCUAUUCUUGACUCUUUAUUUAUGAUCUCUAGUAUUGACUCCCCCCCCCCCCCCCAACUACAAUCUGA
Molecule: messenger RNA, 3749 nt
Organism: Amblyraja radiata (thorny skate)
Lineage: Eukaryota; Metazoa; Chordata; Chondrichthyes; Rajiformes; Rajidae
Product: protocadherin-10-like
Exons: 1
Coding region: 480-2870 (796 amino acids)
Biological process (GO): homophilic cell-cell adhesion
Cellular component (GO): plasma membrane
Molecular function (GO): calcium ion binding
Source: RefSeq, a predicted model, not a curated record